This is a messenger RNA of Penicillium lagena, 702 nucleotides long. RefSeq lists its product as uncharacterized. Lineage: Eukaryota; Fungi; Ascomycota; Eurotiomycetes; Eurotiales; Aspergillaceae. The record is from RefSeq and is a predicted model, not a curated record. The transcript has 6 exons. The coding region runs from base 1 to 702 and encodes 233 amino acids.
AUGGGGUGCCCCUCGCAUCCUACAGCAUUCGGCGGUCAGUCCUCACGCUCCCGUUUGGACAGCGGUCCUUCGGCCGGGUUCCUUCGCCGAAACCAACCCACUCAAGGCCGGGCACCGUUGAACAACGGAGGCGCUGGAGGCUUUGCCCGCAACCACCCCUACUCCUACAACUCUCACGGUGGCGACCGGACGGGAUCGGUUGCGCAUGCCCCCGCUGGCACAAAGAACCCUAACUUUAACAACAAUCGGCGAGCCAACUCCUUCUCCUCAAGUCGUUCGCGAACGCCUCGCCAGGUUCAAGCCUACCCGCAAAACCAGCCUCAGCAGCAAUCGAUCCAGUCGUUCAAUCAGCAGUUCGACCAGCAACAGCUGCAUGGUCUCAACCUCCCUAACCAAAGUGGGAGACGCUGCGGGGCACGCAACCGCCGGCGCCGCCAAACAACGUCGCCCCAGGCUCAUAGAUUCAACUCCAACCCAAACCAAAGACGAACACAAUCUGAGCCCUGGAACCACGACGUUGAAAUGCUUGACGUAACUCCUAUCGUUGAGCCUGACGAAGAUGUGAUUAUGGAAGACGCCCCUCCACUUGUCUUUUCAAAGUCUGCUCCUGAUCCUCGAUUCCAAGACUUGGCAUUCAGUGCAGCCGCGAUGCAUGAGCUCGCGAACCACAUCCUUCAAAUUGCCCAUCAAGGCAAUGACUAG